ACUGAAUUCAGUGUUCCAUUCUGUUCCGUUGUGGGAUUGGAUUGCUUUUGCAAUCCCCGUCUCUCUCAUCACCGGCCGUCACUUUCGCCAACAACAACACCCCCGCUUUCCUCCUUGCUCCAUUCUCCCCUCCCUCUCCACCUAUCUCCGUGUAUGGAAGCAAAGAAGCCACGACUGUCAACAGUCAUGUCUGACGCCGAUUACAACACCGAUCCGGUGACCCUCAGCCGGUUCAUCAUGGAGGAUGAUCAUGAGCGCCGCAAACUCUAUGGCAAGACGCGCACAUCCCUCAGCUUCAUCCUCGGUGCCAUCGGCGUUGCCGCAAAGGUCACUGCCAACGCAGUGCAGAAUGCGGGGAUGCAAGGCCUCUAUGCGCUUGGUGGCGGCGCCAACCAGAGCGGUGAAGACCAGAAGAAGCUUGAUGUGCUCGCCAACGACGUCUUUGUCAAUGUCCUCCGCAACACCAAGAAGGUUCGCGUGAUGGUGAGCGAGGAGCUUGAUGAGCCGAUCGUUGUCGAGGGCCUUGAGCACGCCCGCUACGUCUGCGUCUUUGAUCCACUCGAUGGGUCGUCCAACAUUGAGUGCAACGUGUCUGUUGGCACCAUCUUUGGCAUCUACCACACCGACGACAAGAGCCUCGCCGACCUCUCUGACGGUCUGCGGCCUGGCCGCGAGAUGGUUGCCGCUGGCUACAUUCUCUACAGUUCGUCUGUAGUGAUGGUUCUGUCGACGGGCCACGGUGUGCACAUGUUCACGCUCGACCCGACCUUUGGCGAAUUCGUCAUGACGCGCCGGGACUGGCACAUGCCCUCUGUGCCCAAGAAGAUCUACUCGUGCAACACCGGCAACGCCCAAAAGUGGGAUCUUGCGACGCGCCACUUCCUGCGGCACAUCCGCGAAGAGGUUGGCGGGUACUCUGCCCGCUAUGUUGGCAGCAUGGUCACGGACGUGCACCGCACGCUGCUGUAUGGUGGCAUCUUCAUGUAUCCUGCGGACAAGAAGAACAAGCGCGGCAAGCUCCGCCUCUUGUACGAGUGCUUCCCCAUGGCCUACCUGAUGGAGGCAGCCGGAGGCAUGGCGACUGAUGGCAAGACGCCCAUCCUGGACAUUCAGCCAAAGGACAUCCACGAGCGCUGUCCCAUCUAUCUCGGAUGCACCCGCGAUGUGGAGAAGCUGCUUGAGUUUGUCAAGCUGCAGGACGAGGGCAAGCUUGAGGAACCCGGUACCGUCAUCUAAGCAACCGCAAUGCACCAGCAACACACACACACAUACACCCCAACAGACACAUAGUCUCACCAUUCUGCUCCCUCCUCCACCCAUUGCACCAUUCCGUUGACGAUGUGUCCUGUGUGCCUUGAAUGUGUGUCCUUCAUCCGACAUUUCUGCCCUGUCUCAUCAACGAAUCCUUUGCUGUUGACACCUCAUCAACGAAUCCUUUGCUGUUGACCCGACUCAACUGUCGCCCCCCCCCCCCGUUGUUGACUGAGAUGAUGAUGACCCUUUUUGCCCCUCCCAAACCGUCCAACCACGCACGUCUCCACUCACUGCCAAUACACCGUUCUGUGUGAAACAAAUCGUUUUCUACUUCUUGGGAAGUACUCACAAACAAGCACAAGCGUUGCAUGCAACUCAUGAUCGCUAACACGCAGCUCUCAAGAAGUAUGUAAAACCAUGAAACAAACAAACAAAACAAAACAAACAAAC
This is a messenger RNA of Salpingoeca rosetta, 1704 nucleotides long. Its product is annotated as fructose-1,6-bisphosphatase. Gene Ontology annotation, cellular component: cytoplasm; cytosol. Gene Ontology annotation, molecular function: fructose 1,6-bisphosphate 1-phosphatase activity. The transcript is spliced from 13 exons. The record is from RefSeq and is a predicted model, not a curated record. The coding region runs from base 154 to 1236 and encodes 360 amino acids. Lineage: Eukaryota; Choanoflagellata; Craspedida; Salpingoecidae. Gene Ontology annotation, biological process: sucrose biosynthetic process; fructose 6-phosphate metabolic process; fructose 1,6-bisphosphate metabolic process.